Prunus armeniaca (apricot) is the source of this 1896-nucleotide messenger RNA. The record is from the annotation of a GenBank genome assembly. NCBI's taxonomy places the organism in Eukaryota, Viridiplantae, Streptophyta, Magnoliopsida, Rosales, Rosaceae.
AUGAAGUUUAUGAAACUUGGAUCUCGGCCAGAUACUUUCUACACUACUGAGGCCGUAAGGUCAGUCUCCUCUGAAGUUUCAAGUGAUCUUAUAAUUCAAGUGAAGGGAAGCAGAUAUUUGCUUCACAAGUUUCCUCUUUUGUCCAAGUGUUUGCGGCUGCAGAGGCUGUGCUCUGAAUAUCAAGAAGCUUCACAACACCAAAUAAUCCAGCUCCAUGAUUUUCCCAGUGGGGUUGAGGCAUUUGAGCUCUGUGCAAAAUUCUGCUAUGGCAUCACAAUCACCCUCAGUGCCUACAACAUUGUAGCUUCUCGAUGCGCCGCGGAGUACUUACAGAUGACUGAGGAUGUUGAGAAGGGCAACCUUAUUUAUAAGCUUGAGGUUUUCUUCAACUCUUGCAUCCUCCAAGGGUGGAGAGACUCAAUUGCCACUCUACAAAGCACAAAGGCUUUUCCUUUGUGGUCAGAGGACCUUGGAAUCACAAGAAGAUGCAUUGAGGCAAUUGCUUCCAAAGUCCUAACACACCCUUCAAAGGUUAGCUUGUCACAUAGUUACUCCAGGAGGGGUAGAGAUGACAUGUCCUGCAAUGGUGCAGAGAGCCAGAGGCAUAAUAAGCCUGCAAACAGAGGAUGGUGGGCUGAAGACAUAGCAGAAUUGGGCAUAGACCUCUAUUGGAGAACCAUGAUAGCUAUUAAAUCUGGUGGGAAAAUGCCGUCUCAUCUGAUUGGAGAUGCAUUGAAAAUCUAUGCAGCUAAAUGGUUGCCCAACAUAUCAAAAAAUGGAUGUGACCAUAAACAAGCAGCAUCUGAUUCAGAUUCAGACUCUGCCAAUGAUUUAACUUCAAAGCAUAGGUUGAUCUUGGAAUCAAUUGUAAGCUUAGUUCCAGCGGAGAAAGGUGCUGCAUCUACUAGUUUUCUGCUUAAACUCUUGAAGGCAGCCAAUAUUCUUAAUGCUUCUUCCUCUUCAAAAAUGGAAUUGGCUAGAAGAGUUGGACUUCAAUUAGAGGAUGCAACCGUCAGUGACUUGAUAAUACCCUCUGUGUCAUAUGAAACCGACACUCGAUAUGAUGUAGACAUAGUUAUGACCAUUUUGGAGCAGUUCUUGUUGCAGGGGCAGAGCCCCCCAACUAGCCCUCCAAGGUCCAAGCUUGGUUUUGAAAGGAGAAGGUCUCGGUCAGCAGAGAACAUUGAUUUUGAGUUUCAGGAGAGUCGAAGAUCAUCUUCAGCAGCACAUAGCUCAAAGCUGAAGGUGGCAAAGCUUAUGGAUGUGUAUCUUCAGGAAAUUGGCAGGGAUGUCAAUUUGUCUCUGUCAAAGUUCAUUGCAAUUGCUGAGGCAAUACCAGAGUUUGCAAGGCUUGACCACGAUGAUCUCUACAGGGCAAUUGACAUUUAUCUCAAGGCACAUCCAGACCUCAACAAGAGUGAAAGGAAAAGGCUGUGUCGAAUUCUAGACUGCAAAAAGCUCUCAAUGGAGGCCUGCAUGCAUGCUGCACAAAAUGAGCUACUCCCACUAAGGGUAGUGGUCCAAGUUCUUUUCUUUGAGCAAGCUCGAGCUGCCAUGGCUGGUGGCAAAGUGACCGAGCUGCCUAGCAACAUAAGGGCACUUCUAGCCACACAUAACAUUGACCCAUCAAGGCCUCCAGCCCCUUUAAGCACCUCUAGUAUUAUGCCAGCAGAUGACCAAUGGAGUGUCUCAGGCCUCAAGUCUCCCAGGUCCAAGAUGUCUACUUUACGAAUGAAGCUCGCCGAAGACGAUGAUUUGGAUGAAAAUGAUUUGAACCCAGAUGGAAUUGGGAGAAGUUCAAAGCUCAAAGCUCUUUGCUUGCUUCCUGCAAGACCCAAAAGAAUGUUCAGUAAGUUGUGGUCCACCAACAGAAGUACAACCAGUGAAAAGAAUUGA